Molecule: messenger RNA, 5797 nt
Organism: Coregonus sp. 'balchen'
Lineage: Eukaryota; Metazoa; Chordata; Actinopteri; Salmoniformes; Salmonidae
Source: the annotation of a GenBank genome assembly
CAACACAAGCGCUCAGCUGGUACUGCAGGCUACCGUAGUGGAGUUGGAGCUAGCCAGCUAGCAAAAUUACCGGAGUAGAAAAAUAUCUAGCAUUAAAUCCUAACUACGAUAUAAACCAGCCGUGUCAUGGGGGGAUCGCAGAGUGUCGAGAUACCGGGAGGAGGAUCCGAAGGUUACCAUGUUCUUCGGGUAUGUGUUUGUUUUUCUUUUUGACGUCCGCAAAAUAAUGUUAGCUAUCUGGCUAGCUAACGUUAGCAUCCGCAGGAGUGGUCCCUCAGCAGGACCUAAUUGUGGCCUCACGGUCAAAUAGAGGCUGGGGAUCACAUUCCGGCCUACAUGUAGCUAAUGCUAAUAAGCAGUGUUAACGCUACUUUCCCCAGCAUUUGCUACAGUUCCAUUGUGGAAUUGUCCAAGUUAAACGUUUGCAUGUAUCAUUUUACAUGCAGCUUUGAAAGGUAUAUGCGUUUUAUUGGUUGCAUGUAUUGUUUGGCAAGCACGGUUAACUGUCAAAACAACCAGGCAGUUAGCAUUAAUGUCGUUUAAAUGAGUUAGCCAGCUCAAUGCUAGCUAGUUGUCAAAAUAUUGCCGCGUUACUGACAGAAUCCUCAACAUCACAGAGUCAUGUCUUUGUUCUACACAUUUGUCCCACCACCUGAAUGUCUCAUUGCUCCCUAAAUGUAUAGACCUCCAUCUUAAAUAUGUUGAUGUGACAAGGAUCUUGAGACAGACAGGUAGCCAACCUUCUGGUAUUACAGGCGUAGCUUGUAAUACCUGUUUCAUUCAAAGGCUACUGCUAAAAUUUCAAAGAUGAUGUGCAACGCCAUAACCUUUGCCAAGAAGACUGGAUCUUGGCUGGAUCUCAUGGCACAGGCAGUAGUGUGAAUACCCUGUAACUUCCAUGGUCCUUGUUCAAGCCUUGCUCCAGCUGCUCCCCUUCAAUCACAAAAUACAGUUGUUACAAGUCAUGUCUCCUCUCUCUUCUGCUCAGGUUCAGGAGAAUUCUCCAGGACACCGGGCAGGACUGGAGCCUUUCUUUGACUUCAUCGUCUCCAUCAACAACGAAAGACUGGUAAGCAAAGACAUGCUGUUGAAUCGGUAUGUUCAACACACACUUACUACAUGCACAUUCACAAACCCCCACUGACAGUGAGGAUGCUGGCUUAUAUUGUAUAGCUCUAAUGAAUGUCCAUUCUACUUAUUCUAAUUAUAUAAUUUACCCUGUCUGUGUUUCAGAACAAGGACAAUGACACUCUGAAGGACCUGUUGAAGGCCAGUGUGGAGAAGCCGGUUAGAAUGCUGGUCUACUCCUCUAAGACCCUGGAGCUCAGGGAGUCCACAGUCACCCCUAGCAACCUCUGGGGUGGCCAGGGCCUGCUGGGUGUCUCCAUACGCUUCUGCAGCUUCGAGGGAGCCAAUGAGAACAUCUGGCAUGUGCUGGUGAGUAGCCAGUAGCCAAUGGGUGUGCCCAAUUUAGCUCGCCCCAGUGUACUGAUAUAAGGUGAUUAACCAAGGGUCUCUCUCUUUCUCAGGAGGUGGAGCCUAACUCUCCGGCAGCCCUGGCUGGCUUGCGGCCCCACACUGAUUACAUCAUAGGAGCCGACACCGUUAUGAACGAGGUGCGCACAUACUGACACUACUACACCAUGCAUUCUACUCUAGGAGUUAAGACUGGGAGCUUCACAAAAUAGCCAAUCAAAGCAUUUGGAUACGAGUCAUUGAAGUUGAUCGCUAUCUCUUCCACCUCUCUUCCUCCCCCUCAGUCGGAGGACCUGUUUUCUCUGAUAGAGACCCAUGAGGGGAAGGGAUUGAAGCUAUAUGUCUAUAACACAGACACAGACAACUGCAGAGAGGUGGUCAUCACCCCCAACAGUUCCUGGGGAGGGGAUGGCAGGUAACCAACAUACAAUACACACGCCACACACACACCUCAGUCUGACGAGUGACAUCACACUAAUGCUAUCUCCUGUUUCCCUGUUCUAGUCUGGGAUGUGGGAUCGGAUACGGAUACCUACACAGAAUUCCCACCCGGCCAUUUGAAGAAGGGAAGAAGAUUAGUUUUCCGGGUCACAUUCCCAGUGGUGAGCCCAUCAGCCCGCUCAAGGAUGGAUUUACUGAGGUUAGUAUUGACCCAGAACUCGACCAAAACAGAGCCAGAAUCACAACGGCUAUAACUGCAUGGACAGUCAGUGGACACUGUCACUUUAUGCUCUUUUGUAAUCCUUCUACAAUGACAUACACUGAGUGUACAAAACAUUAAGAACUCUUUCCAUGACAUAGACAGACCAGGUGAAUCCAGGUGAAAGCUAUGGUCCUUUAUUGAUGCCACUUGUUAAAUCCACUUCAAUCAGUGCAGAUGAAGGGGAGGAGACAGGUUAUAGAAGGAUUUUUAAGCCUUGAAACAUAUAUUGUGUAUGUGUGCCAUUCAGAGGGGGACUGGGCAAGACAAAAUAUUUAAGUGCCUUUGAACGGGUUAUGGUAGUAGGUGCCAGGUGCACUGGUUUGUGUCAAGAACUGCAACGCUGCUGGGUUUUUCACGCCAACUUGACACAACUGUGGGAAGCAUUGGCGUCAACAUGGGCAGAGCAUCCCUGUGGAACGCUUUCGACACCUUGUAGAGUCCAUGCCCUGACGAAUUGAGGCUGUUCUGAGGGCAAAAGGAGGAGGAGGUGGUGCCACUCAAUAUUACGAAGGUGUUCUUAAUGUUUUGUCCACUCAGUAUUUAUUGGGCAGUAUGUAUAGCUUUAGUCUCAGACUCAUAAUAGUAGUCCAUCGAUUUUUAAAGUGUCCUCUACUUAUUUGCGUGUUUUUCCCCACUCUUGGUUCAAUGCCUCCCCUCCACCCUGUCGUCAGGGCAAGGUUAUGAGCUAUGAGAGGCUCAUUAUGUAUGUAUGACUGUCCCUCCCAGUGCAGACAGGCGAGACAGAGAUGAAAGGUGUUCAUUAGAAUUGUGAAUUACUCGUUUAAAUGCACUUGACCUUACCUGUUCAUCAGCCACCCCUCUCAUCUUUCUCUAUUCCUCACUCCCUCUCCAUCUCUCUUUUUCUGCCUUAUUUCUCCCUCCCACUCAGGUUCAGCUCUCUGCUGUAACCCCACCCCCUGUUGUGCCUUCCGUCCCCACGGGGUUAGAACAUUCGCUGUCCAGCCUGUCAAUCAACUCAACCCCGCCCACCACCACGAGUGAGCUUCAGACAGGUAUUAAAUCUCUCUUUGUCUUCUCGCUCUCAACAUAAAAUGGUUUCAAAGUGUUAUGAAAUGUCUGGAAUGGAAUGUGGCACCAGGGUUAGACCAAUCAUUUUUAACAUGGUCCAGAUGGCCUCCCCGCCCCCAUUAAACUCCCACUGGAAAUGAAUGAUCGCAGUUGAAAUGCUACAGAUGGUCUAAAAGAGGGAUGCACAGACUUUAUUUGCUUGAGGGCUACAUAUUUUUCCCUCAUCAAUCUACACACAAUACCCCAUAACGAUGUAAAUAUCACAUUUACAUAAGUAUUCAGACCCUUUACUCAGUACUUUGUUGAAGCACCUUUGGCAGCGAUUACAGUCUUCUUGGGUAUGAUGCUACAAGCUUGGCACACCUGUAUUUGGGGAGUUUCUCCCAUUCUUCUCUGCAGAUCCUCUCAAGCUCUGUCAGGUUGGAUGUGGAGCGUCGCUGCACAGCUAUUUUUUGGUCUCUCCAGAGAUGUUCAAGUCUGGGCUCUGGCUGGGCCACUCAAGGACAUUCCGAGACUUGUCCCGAAGCCACUCCUGCGUUGUCUUGGCUGUGUGCUUAGGGUCGUUGUCCUGUUGGAAGGUGAACCUUCGCCCCAGUCUGAGGUCCUGAGCGCUCUGGAACAAGUUUUCAUCAAGGAUCUCUCUGUACUUUGCUCCGUUCAUCUUUCCCUCAAUCCUGACUAGUCUCCCAGUCCCUGCAGCUAAAAAACAUCCCCACAGCAUGAUGCUGCCACCACCAUGCUUCACCGUAGGGAUAGUGCCAGGUUUACUCCAGACGUGACGCUUGGCAUUCAGGCCAAAGAGUUCAAUCUUGGUUUCAUCAGACCAGAGAAUCUGGUUUCUCAUGGUCUGAGAGUCCUUUAGGUGCCUUUUGGCAAACUCCAAGGGGGUUGUCAUGUGCCUUUUACUGAGGAGUGGCUUCCGUCUGGCCACUCUACCAUAAAGGCCUGAUUGGUGGAGUGCUGCAGAGAUGGUUGUCCUUCUGGAUGGUUCUCGCAUCUCCACAGAGGAACUCUGGAGCUCUUUCAGAAUGACCAUCGGGUUAUUGGUCACCUCCCUGACCAAGGCCCUUCUCCCGCGAUUGCUCAGUUUGGCCGGGCGGCCAGCUCUAGGAAGAGUCUUGGUGGUUACAAACUCUUCCGUUUAAGAAUGAUGGAGGCCACUGUGUUCCUGGGGACCUUCAAUGCUGCAGAAAUGUUUUGGUACCCUUCCCCAGAUCUGUGCCUCGACACAAUCCUGUCUCUGAGCUCUACGGACAAUUUCCUUCAACCUCAUGGCUUGGUUUUUGCUCUGACAUGCACUGUCAACUGUGGGACCUUAUAUAGACAGGUGUGUGCCUUUCCAAAUCAUGUCCAAUCAAUUGAAUUUACCACAGGUGGAACCCAAUCAAGUUGUAGAAACAUCUCAAGGAUGAUCAAUGGAAACAGGAUGCACCUGAGCUCAAUUUCGAGUUUCAUAGCAAAGGGUCUGAAUACUUAUGUAAAUAAGGUAUUUCUGUUUUUAAUUUGUAAUACAUUUGCUAAAUAUUCUCAACCUGUUUUCGCUUUGUAAUUAUGGGGUACUGUGUGUAGAUUGAUGAGUAAAAAAAUUAAUUUGAUCCAUUUUAGAAUAAGGCUGUAACGUAACAAAGUGGAGAAGGUUAAGGGGUCUGAAUACUUUUCGAAUGCACUGUAGGUCCAUUAUAAUUUCUUCAUACUUUCUAUCUAGUUUUAGACAGUGUGGCCUGGAGUAUUGUUUAAAACCCAAAAUAAUAAUGUAUUUAUUUAUGAAUGUAUCUACUCAAACCUCCUGUGGGCGCCCACGGGACGUAGUUUGCCCAUCCCUGGUCUAAAAGAUCAUACUCUCUCUCUUUCUUUCUUUUCCAGGUCUCCCCACCGUUCCCCUGAUUCCCACCUCCCUUAGCCCCCUAAACCCAGCCUCCACGACCUUCAACCCUGCCACCACGCUACCAGGUCAGCACACGCCUCUCUUCAGAAUGAUAUUUGAAGAUCGAAUUGAAACUACCAAAUCUUACACAAUACCUUUUCUACACUGAAUAAGUAUACUUUUAUUUGUGUGCUGUUGUAGGUCUGUUGCCUCUCCCGGGUGGCCUGCCCCCAUUCCCAAACCUCCCUAAUCUCAACCUCACCGCGCUGCCAGACCUCAGUGCUGUAUCGCUAGCAGGUAAAGCGGGCUACCGCCACCUGGAAUAGCAGGUUUAUACAGCUAGCAGCUAAUGCUAACAGUGGGUUUCCACCCCCAGGCAUGAUGUAUUAUGUACCAGUGUGAUUAUUCCUGUGAUCAACUACAGAUCUCUCUCUUCUUCUCUCUCACCUGCCCCCUCCUCCCCCUCCAUUGCAGGAUUCCCUCCACUCGCACCCUUCCCUCCUCUGAACCUGCCAGGUCUAGCCCCCCUCCCCCCCCUGCCCGCCAUGCUGUCCCUUCCCCCUGUCAACGUCUCCUCCUUCACCCCCCUCACCCUUCCCACAGUCACCCCCACCCCAGAGCAGCAGACCCUCCCUGAUGCCACAGCUCCCUCUUCUGCCACCACAGAACCAGCUGUCGCCUCAGAGACCACGGAAUCAAAGGCUGCCACGGAGACGUCGUCGUAA